Molecule: messenger RNA, 579 nt
Organism: Arachis stenosperma
Lineage: Eukaryota; Viridiplantae; Streptophyta; Magnoliopsida; Fabales; Fabaceae
Exons: 2
Coding region: 1-579 (192 amino acids)
Biological process (GO): DNA repair; telomere maintenance
Molecular function (GO): DNA helicase activity
Source: RefSeq, a predicted model, not a curated record
AUGACCAGUCUGCAGCUUUCAGGAAUAACUGCAACUUUACUGCUUGGUGGUCGAACAGCUCAUUCUAGAUUUAAGAUCCCAAUCAAUGCAGAGCCAUCAUCCAUGUGCAAUAUAAGUAAACAAUCUGAUAUCGCAAAACUGAUUAGGCAGAUGACAGCGAUAAUUUGGGAUGAAGCACCAAUGGCUAAUAAAGAGACAAUGAAAUCAUUAAACCGCACAUUGCGAGGCAUAUUAGAAAACAAUAAUCCAUUUGGAGGAAAGGUGAUGGUUAUGGGUGGGAAUUUUCGCCAAGUAUUACCUGUUGUGCCGAAAGGAAGUAAGUUGCAAAUGAUUUAUGCUUCUAUUGUUAAAUCACAUUUGUGGGCAUCAACCAAAAUUCUUCAAUUGCGACAAAAUAUGCAAUCUCUUAAUGAUCAUAAUUUUGCGGAGUAUCUCAUGCGAAUGGGGGAUGGGAUUGAGCGUACCAUAUAUGAGGACUUGGUACACAUAGAAGCACACAUGGCAAUACCAAGAAAAGGUGAGGCAUCAUUACACAAAUUAAUAGAAGAAACUUUUUCAAAUUUGCAAUCUCAUGAGUAG